Molecule: messenger RNA, 10221 nt
Organism: Capsaspora owczarzaki ATCC 30864
Lineage: Eukaryota; Filasterea; Ministeriida; Capsasporidae
Exons: 8
Coding region: 91-10161 (3356 amino acids)
Biological process (GO): autophagosome maturation
Cellular component (GO): cytoplasm
Source: RefSeq, a predicted model, not a curated record
GUUGUCGCAUAAUCCGCUUUCAUACUCCAGUCCAUUGCUCGUUUUUUUAAUUGUAGAUACUUUUUGCUUUUUCAUUUGGGGCGUAUUCUGAUGGAGCUCGAACGACCCAGGCCAACGACAGCAAAGAAGGCCAAAGCCAAAGCCAGCGUCGUCGUAGCGCACGAUGAUGAGGCGCCUGCCAGUCACGCCGCUGCAACUACGGCCACUGUCGAGCACACACAGGAUGCUGCUGCGGGGACUGCGGCGGUGGUGGUCUCGGUGGACGACCCACAGCCAAGCGAGCAAGCUGCGUCAUCAUCGGCGACGACUGCCGCUCCCGAAGCUGUCUCGUCUUCUGCUGCUGUUGCUGCUGCAACUGCGUCUGCUACUAGUACUAGCGCUGCUACUGCUGAUGCUGAUGUGGCUGUGGCGGUGACAGCAGCAUCGCCGCGGGUCGACGCGGUGAAACAGUCAGACCAUACCGCGUACAAGUACCCUGCGAUGCGAAUGUCUCAGCAGCAGGUCGCAGGCCUUCACAGCUUUGAAUCGGCAAUGCUCGCCUUCCCGGAACAAGCGGACGAGGCGUCAGCGCCAGUGAUGGACUAUGACCAACCCAAUCCCUACACGGCGUCGACAGAGGUACCCAGUAGCGCUCCGCCCGCUGGCGAGAUGCUGUUUGAUGCCGUGGCAGCCACCGCGCCGGCCGGCGAGUUUGAGCACACGCACGUGAGCUUUGAGCUGGAAGCCCCGCAAGAAACCGUUGCGACAGCGCCGGCGUUAUAUCCUUCGCUCGCUGCUCUGGAAUCUGAGAUUUCCGAGAGCUUGGAUGCGACGCAAGAGAACGUGCGGCAAGCACUCACAGAAUCCGAGCUUGCAGCCUUGUAUGACAACAAGCUGUUGACGGACCAACCUGAACUCACAUCGUCGUUCCUCAAGCGAUUGACACGGCCUCAUUCUGAAUUUUAUGCGAUGGUUGAACGGUAUCGCGACGCGUUAGACCGGUUGUACGUCUCCCGCAAGGCCGUAGAGUUGUUUGAAAAGGACAGCCGAGAAGCAGAACAAUUCGUUUGGUCCUUUCGCAAAAUUGCACUCAAACAAGAAGGCGUCUGCGGGGAUGGCACGCGCGUCUCUGGAGGCUUGACCCACGAGGUAGCCGAAAUCAAUCAGCAGCGACUGCAAGAACUGCGAGAAUCUCUCGACAAAGCGCGACGAGAGCGUAAUUUUACUCAUUUGGAGUACGACUACGAAAGCCGAAUUGCGUUUCUCCAAAUUUGCCUCUAUCUGGAUGAGUUUCUGGCCGAAUCCGCUACCUUUACGCAGUUGACACCUGCAUCACCUGUUGUGUCGUUGCCAGACGCGACAACAUCCGCUCGUCCCGAUGUAGAUCUAUUGAAACGGUUCCUCGAUGUGCUUUUUAUCUUUUUGCGGUCGGAUCCACCGAUAGAAGAGUUCCGGCAAUCGCUUCGACAGUGGAUUGACCAGCUGGCCUCCGUUUUAUUGCGGUGCGCUUCUGUGAGCGACCAUCGCUACCUCCUGCUGCACUUGGUUCGCUGCCGUGGAGUUGGCGAAUGGGGAUCCCGGCUUUUGCAGUUUCCCGAGCAGUUGGACGACGGCGGAGUUGACUUGUUUGGAGUCCAGCUGUCCACCCUGCUCUCGCCGCUGUAUGUGGCGGCGGCGAGCUCCGCUUCCCGGGAAUCCAGCGCUGCCGCCCCUACAUUUUCGGUUGCCGCGGAGCUGCAAGGCGGACAUCCGUCGGUGUCGAAUGAGCACGCCGACUCCCCGAUGGAGUUGCUGGUCAGUGCGCCGUCCUCGCCCGCCCAGCAAACCGUCGAGCCUGCGACAGCACCCGUGUUUCCGCCUCCUCUUUCCGCCGCUGGUCCCACUUCAACAGCUCCCAAGCCAGAAGGGGCCUCUGGUGGAAAUGAGUGGGUCGUGGUCGAUACAAGCUUUAUGCCGGAACCGUCGUCUGCCUCCGUCGACUCGCAUGUGGUGACUCCCGCGCCAGAUGCUCCCGGAUUGCCACCAGCCGUUCGCCCAAGCGUGCCAAUCGUGGCUGGCCCUCGCCGACUCUAUCCGCGCUUUGGCGCGUGCGUGCUGAAUGAAGACGACAUGGUCGCAUUGCUGGAACAAUUCCCGUUCGGUCGGCUGUUCUCUUUCGUGCUCAACAUUCACAUGGAAGCACAUCCGUUGCCAGUGUCGGCAAACGAGCGGCAUGGCCCCUCUGUGGCUCUCGGGUCGCGCUUUGCGGCCCCGCGCAACAACAAUAAUACUCACACCUCGACCUCCAACACGGCGAGCCGCUCGUCUUCCAGCGUCCAUCGCGUCACUCACGACGUAACGCAUCAAUCUUCACAAGGCUUGCUCCGGCUGCUGGCCUAUGGCACGCAUUUUGUGCAGUUGCUCGCGUCCGUGUUCGCCAAAGUGCCUCCGAGCGGAAAUGGUCAUCUCCUCAAGCGAAUUGCUCGCACCAUCACCCAAUCUGUCCAGUUCGUCUCGGCGCAUUGGAUUCUCUAUCGUCAGUCGCUUGUUCAUCUCAUCCGCCAACACGAGCAGCAGCGGGCCAACGUCGAUGGCGGUGCCGCGCGAUUCAGCGAGACAACGCGCCCUGCUGCCCAGAGCUACCAAGCAACCCACCCCAUGUCCGCUGGGGCUCCGGCUGAUUACUAUUCUCCCAUUAUCGCUGGCCUCCAGCUCGAAUCCCCCAGCACUGCCGAGUUUUACCGCCAAAUCCAGUCCCCAUGCAUGCACGCUAGCUCCGCUCCACAUUUGGCUGCCGAAGCGCGGCGGUUGCAUGAGGACUUGGCCAUCCUGUCGCUCGAGUACGACCAGUUCUUGCUGCGAGCGGUUCGUUCGUUCCUCGGGGCUCGGGGCACGGGUGUUUGGCAGUUCCUCUGUGAUCUUCCGUUCGAGUGUGUUUCCGUCAGCACGCGUUGGGAAAUUUUCUUGCUCCUCUUCACUGGUCGUCUUGAGGUUCGUCACAACAUUGACUAUCAACUACUACGGGUUCGCGACUAUGGCACCUGGAAGCGAUUCAUGCAACGAGAACCCCUCUUCCGUGAACGGUUUGCGGACAUUGUGAUGAGCAUGUCCGCAUCUGAGGCCAUCUUCCUGUUGACCACUUUUGCCAAUCUUGCGGGCGCUUUAAGCACAGAUUCCUCGGCAACGCGACUUGCUUCAACUGUGGGCGGUGCGAGCAAGACGGGUACACCCAUUGAGCGACUCUUCAACACGCUCCAUUCGGCUCGGUCGCCCACCACGGCGGCGGACAGCCUUGACGAAUCUGCCUCGGGCUCUCUCGCCGGGUUGUCGCCCGUGACCCAGCUGGAUUUGCGCGCGCAUCUCGAGCUCGUCACUGUGAUUGUCGAAGAGCUGUUCGAAGUGUCGUACGUGAACAUUUUGACGCGCGAGCUUUGCCACAAGUCCGGGCACGACCUGAUUGGCGUGGUGUCCCAGCGCCAUCCCAUCGUCGUGUCCAUGCUGCUCGAACGCGUUCGUACCGAUAUUGAUGCUCUGGGCUCUCCGGUGCUGGCGCUUUUCCAAGGCUUGGAGUACUCGCGCUGGCAUCUCACCGAGGACGACUUUCUCGUGUUGCAAAGCAUGCUCCUUGCCCCGCUCGGCUCACUGCGCAUCCGUCUUGCUCAGCACGUGAUUCAGCAGAUGAACUGGGGUACGGUUGCGCCACUUCAGGCUCAGUCGCUUUUGGGAUUGGCCGCGCAUCCGCCGCUGCCGCCUUCAUCUCAGCAGCAUCCACCCGUGCCCCACCGCAUUCCACUCAACUCGGACAUGUUGUUCCUCGACACAACGUGGCAUUGGCGUUUCGCACUCUUGCUUCUGCAGGCCAACCACUUUCACGUGCCACCUGCCACCACUUACCUGAGCCAGCUGAAUGCUAUUGCGCAGCGAACGCUCGGCGCAGCAGAAAUUGUCUUUGGGGAGUGGGCUUGGUCAACCAUGUUGAGGUUGGAACUUCGAUUGCCUGCAGGCGCACCACGCCCUUCCCACCAUGGCUCCCUCGGGCCACAAGCGCGUGACUUUCCGUGGAUGUCCACUACCAUGCUGCAACGACGCCAGCUUCCCCACGACAAGGCUCGGGUCCAAUCAACGUCGCAGCAACCGCUACAGCAGUCGCAGCAGCAGCAGCAGCCUGAGCAUCCAAACAACGAACGAUCCGAAUGGGAGCAAAAGACGCUCCGCAUUGCACACUUGAUGGCUGAUCGCCCGCUGGCGCCAAUGGAGUUGUCCGAUGAGCGCGCUGCCGCCAUUGUGCAAGCACAGGAUGUCCCGCUCGGCAUGUACUGUGUGCUGCAGAUGACAAAGUUGGGAUAUGCGGAGAAUUCGAUCGACGCAGCGAGCUUUGAAAAGCUGGUUCAACUGCAGCAGUGGUACCGCUUUGACGGUGUAAACCGCCUCUUGCACGACAUGCUGCCAGUUUGGGUCGAGCGUCGAGCGCAAGCGCUUGCCAACAUGCCCGAGUUUGUCUCCAUUUUGGAAGCGCAAGUUCGUGCAGACGCCUCCAUGUUUAGCAACCCGUUGAGCCUCGCCAUGCAGAAAGUCAGCCUCUUGGCACCGUCGGCGCCAACGGAUUUCCUCGGACAGCUCGUGCGCCUCAUUCAUCGACUGGUGCUUGUCGACGCCGACUCUCCUGUGGCUCAGCGACAGUGGACAGAGUUCUUUGCCCUCGCGUUGACAGCCAUUCCUGGCUGGUACAACCGCAACGAUGUCCGCCUUGUGGUGGAUGCGCUUUGCCGCGUCUCUAUGGUUGUUGGUUGGCAUCCUUGCGUGCUCUCCACGCUGCUGGCCCGCUACACUGCGCUUCAAGGCGAUCGUGGCACCAACCAAGCACCGCUCGCUCAAAACAAUGCUUCUGCUGGCGGCGCGUCCUCGUUUUUCAGUCCCUUGUUGAACUUGAUCUCUGCGGCCACGUCCAAAGCGCUGCCUGCCGCGCCCAUCAGCUUUUUGAACAAUCCACAAAACUGGUCCGUGUCGUCGCUCAUUCCCUUCUUCCGCCCGGUGACGCUUCCCGGCAAGUUCCCGUGGCUGGCAUUCCAGGUUUUGCUCAUGGAAACAUGCCAAGAAACGAGCGUUCGGAAGCUCUUCUCGGGACUCUUGCUGAGCGAAAUUCGAAUGUCGCCCGACGCCGUCCACCGGUCGCAUGUCGAAAAGGCGCCACAGCUCGUCCCACUAGAGCAGUUUACCAUCUACAAGUGGGCAUACUAUGCCCUCAAUCUGCCAACAAGCUGCCCCGUCUUGCCGCUGUUCUGGCAAAUGUUCUUUUGGCUUUACUUUGAAGCGUUUCCCAAUCCGUACGCUGUUGGGGGCCAGCGUGCGCCCCAGGGCACCAAUAGCAUGGCACCUGCCAGCAUGUACUUUAUUGGCCAGCGUUACUUUAGUGCCACUCAGCGAGAGAUUUUGGAUCAGAUGCGGCUUCGGCUGCACCAGUUGCUGGAUGUCUAUCGAACGCUUGCAGAGUCGACGCCGAGCGAGGGAACUGCUGGCGGCGCGGGAACGGGCGUGGGCGACUUGCCAGUGAACUCUGGUGCAGCGGCGCUCUCACCGUCGUCGUCCAGCGCUGCCCUUCUAGCGGCGCGCUCGAGCCAAAUCACUUCGACUGGCGGUCGAUUCAACGUGUCCCCGCUUCAUCUGAUUGCGGCAGAGGCAGGCGCCGAAGACCCGAUCGACGUUCGCAUUCCCCACACUCGCGCCUACUAUCUCGAGCUUGCCACGCUCUAUGAGGCCAUGUUGAACUGGAUCAAGCAGGAGGCACUCAACCCGUUGCUUGUGUACGAUGCGCGACAGCCUGCGUUUUGGCAACUUCAGCGUCUCGCGACCGUGCAACACUCGUCCCAGAACUGCGACCCGGAGACGGUCGCGCAUGCGCCCUGGAUGGAUGUUCUUCCACGCUCGGCUCUUCGCGCAGUUCUGACCGCCUACUCGUCCAACGGACGCCGCGGCGGCAGCGGCGGCGGCGAUGCGGCGUUGUUGGUGCAGCCUACUGCGCGCAGCUCGCCGCGCAGUGAGACAACCGAGUCCCUGUCUGACGAGGUCACGAUUGCCAUUGGUGGAGGCUCCUCCGCGACAACGGCCUCGUUGGCUGGAAUUUACAAGGAGCUUGCGCUCAAUCUUGCAGUCCGCCACCCGCCUCCCCGCCUCAUUCCUGUCGUGCCGCAGGAGGCCAUCUCUGCCAUCUUUUCCUUGCAGUGCGAAAGCGACAUCCUGCCAAUUGUUCAAGACGAGAUGAAUGUUCUCGGUCGCGCUGCACGGGCGUUUGCCACUCGUCUGGCAGUGCUCGUGGCCCGGGAUGCAGAUUUUCUCGACCUUCUGCCGACGCUGUACUUUAACCGGCAGAUGGAAACCAUUGUGCCCGUUCCCUGUGACCAACGCAAGCAUGCCAGAGUGUGCUCUGCCCCAGCACAGAUCAAGUUCAAGUACCGCCUGCGCGAAACGGACGAACGGACAUCGCACUUGAUUGACGCCAACCGCAACGCGGUUCAUUCUCUCCCUGCAGGAGAGGCGUUUGAUCUCGAGCAAGUGUGUCGCGCCGUGUUGCAAAUUCUGCGAGUUGUUCGGGCCUUGCACAGCAACGCGCAGCGCCCGAUCUCAGCUGCUCCCAAGCUUCAAGCGGCCGGUCGGCACAUUUUUUAUCACAUUUUGUCGCUCAUCAGCGACAGCUGGGAACAGUAUGCGCCCACCCGGUCGUUCCUGCGAGAAGUGCUGACGCUGCUUGGUGAAAGUUUUGUCGCGUCCAUUCCCUCGGAAACACAGCAUCUCUGUGAUCGCAUGCUGCGCGCCCCAGUGACCAUGGUCCCGUAUCUGGCCCACCUGUUCCAUCCUGCUAACGUGCCGGAUGCGUUCGUGCCCAUGUUUGUUCGUGUUGUUGGACUGCUGUGCGACCAGCGCGGAAAUGGAGUGUCCAAGACCACCACCACCAGCAGCAGCAGCAGCAGCAGCAGCAGCAGCAGCAGCAAUGCCACCAGCAACAGCAACAGCAACAGCAACAGCAGCAAAAAUCUCACCGACUUGGCAGCUGCUGGGGGAACAGAGGCAAACGGAGGCAACUCGGUCGUUUCGGCGCUUGAGCGGGUGGUAAUGCGCUUCCACGUGCAUGAAUGGCUCGGCGCAGCAACCUCCGCGCGUGACGGGCAAACUCUGAAGGACGAAAUCCAGCUUCUCGGCGCGCUUGUUCGCGCGCUUUGCGAGUGUGGUGCUACAGUCCCCGCCCAUUAUGCUGGCAUCUUUAAGCAUUGUCGCGAGAUGCUGGUCAACUUGCUGUCAUCAACGGGGCUCUCCCUCGUCACUGAAACCAUUCGUCUGCUCAUUGCCAGCUCGGUCGACCAGCAGAUCGAUGCUCAGAUUUGGUGGGAUGUCUUGCUCAUCUACUAUGGCUUCUCGCUGACCUCUGAACCCGAGGCGUUCCAACAACAGAGCGACCUGGAUGGUGACGACGACGAUGACGAGGCAAGCCAUGAGCCUGCCUCUGUACCCAAUGCAGCGACAGCAGCCAUCAACCAGAGCGACGCACGCCUCCUCCCCCGCUCCUGGCAGCAACUCACGCAGGAGGCCAGCCUUGUGAGCGAACUGUUGUUCUAUCACCGCAAACGCCUGGGAGGCUCGCUGCAUCGCUCGCUCGGUGCGUACGUCGACCCUGUGCUCGAACUCUCGCGACAGCUCGUGCGAAUGGCCUGUCGAGCCAUCCUUGCCGAAGCCCACGUCCAGUCUCGCGGUGCCUAUAGCACAGAGUCUGGAGGCAAUAUUGCCAGCUUGGCAAUUGAUCCCGACGCCAUGCAAGCCAUGUUGGCGAUGCUGCACGGCGCUUGGGACAUGGUCCAACAGCUGUAUGGGCCGUGGGUGCUCGCGACCAAGGACAUGCCAGAACCAUGGUUGUCUGGCGGCGUCAAGUCUGUGCAAGUGGCAACGAAGGCCCUGACGUCCAUGUGCUCGGACAUGUCGAGCGUGCAUGAUACGCUCUUUAUGGAUGCCAUCACGCUCGAGUGGUUCUGGUCGUUCUACACGCACAGCAUUGUCAGCGUGGCGCCUCAGUCAUGCCUUCUCCUGUAUCAUCAGUCGUUUGCCCAGCUUCCGUGGCACCGCUUGCGCCUUGAUCUCGAGACGAUCAACAAGUUGGUGCUUCUCAUGGACACGCGGCCGGCCGAGUCCUGCGAGUUUAUUGCGCGCGUGCUUGGUCCGCUUUUGUUGAGCGAUCCUGGUCGGCUGCAGUUUGCCAUUACUCAGCGCCAGAUGCAUGAUGACUUGCAAAGCCAAUUCCAGGCUCAGCAACAUCCGUACCACCAGCAACCACCUGCUCCGAGAGCGUACGGCAACGCCUUCUUUGCUGAGCUUUUGCGGCUCUUCCUCCGGCUUGUCAACGAGGUCUCGGGCCCAUCCCAAGAGUCGCUGGUUCAGGUGGCCACCAAAUCGAAUGUGCUGGCAUGGGGCUUGCUGUCCGUGCCGGCCUACCAAUCAGUCGCGUUCGACAACAUGGCCCGUGGAGCGGCCGACUCGCUGCUCGAAACAAAUUCGCGGUCAUUCCACGCCAUGCGCCUGCUGCAGACGGUUGGAGACUUUUCCCUGAUCGAGGGCGCGGUCGAGCUGCCGCGACUGGAGGGGGCCGUUGGGAAGCUCGCCGUCUUUAUUCGCUACUGUGUGCGCGCGGUGGCCAAACUUGCCAACGUUCCUCUCAACAGCCUGUCCACGUUUUCACAGCAGCUCAUGGGUCACAUUUGCAACCUCAUCAUUGUCGCCACCUCUUCACGGCUGUGCGGCGCGCGCCUGCUGGACGAUUGGACGAGCCUCCUGCUCGCAGACGUGCUCGAGCUGCUCAACACAUCCAAGGCCAGCGAGGCUGUUGUCAACGCGUUCGCCCAGUCGCUUCCAGAAUUUUUGGAUCGGCCCGAAUCGACGCCACUCGUGCUUCCAACCAUUUCUGCGGCGUGUCGGAUUGUCGGGUCGUCGCGUCGACUGGCCUGGCUCCUCGAGGGUGUCAUUCAGCGCUUUUACCUGAUGCCCACGCCGGAUCGGAUUCAACUGCAGCAGUCGUUUGCCCAGCAACAGAUGCAGCAACAGCAGCAGCUCGGCAUGCCGUUGCUGCCGCUCUCGGAUGCGGCAGCGCUCAUUCAAGCUCAUGGCUGGUCUGUGUUGUGUGCUCGCUUGCGCCUCCCCUCGCACAAACUGUCCGCACUUGCCGAGGAGGCGGCAGACCAGGGCUGUGCGCUGACCCUGUAUGCCAUCUUGGCGCAAGCCUUGAUGCAGCUGGGUGGUGGUGCUGGCGUCGCUCAGGAUGGCUUCCAGCUUUUGCAAGCUCCAACUGGCUCGUCGAGUAGCCCCAUGCCCUCCGCGGGCGCAAUGCAACUCCCGGCGUGCGUUUGGCCCUCGCGCCGUGUCCUGUUGCUGGACAUGUUGCGGUGGAUUUCCGUCGUGGCGCGCAAAGGUCAAGGGUGUGAACCCAAGACUGUGCUGCUGCUCCACCGAACCUUGCAACUUGCUUGUGAACAAGCCGAGUUGGCUCUUGCGGCCGGCGGCUUGGCCCAACACGGCUCCCAGUACAUCCAUGGCGAUGAGAACGACUUUGUGCCGCCAUCCAGCAACGCCAUGGCGGUGGCGGCCGUCCAACGAGGAGAUGUUGCGUCGGUGCUGGAGCUUGCUACAGGUCUGCGCAACCUGCUGGUGACACUGGAGCAAGUGGGCGAGGAGCCGACUGGCAUUCUCAACGCGAUUGGGCUUGGCGCCAAGUCCCCGUUCAGCGUCGAGUACCGCUUUGUUGCGCGUGCUACUGCCUUGUACCUGGCCGCGCAGGUGGCCUCCAUGCCAGAGAUUUCGGCAGUCCUCGCGGCCGACCUCUCGCUGCCAACGACGCCUCCAACGGCACGAGAUGCGGCGCUGCUGCGCACCGAGGCGUCAAACCCGGUCAUCUUUGCCGCCGCGGCUACUGCUGCCACUGCAACUGGCUCCAAUGCUGCACCGGCGUCCGCUGCUGCCAACCUCGACAGGGCGCUCCGACAAUUCCAAAAGACCGCGUCGUCGCGUGCGCUCGAGCCGUUGCAGCAGCACGUCGGGUACGUGGUGGCGUUUGUCCAAGACCCGUCCCACACCCUGCUGCACACCCCUCAGUUUGUGGCCAACCUCGCCUCUCGGCUUUUACUGAACGAGCGGACCAAGUUUUUGGAUGUUUUGGCGGCGUCUCGUUGAAGCGGAUGUUUUCGUUUGUGUUUGUGUGGCUUUGUAGAAUAUGAUUUGCGUAUUUUGACA